AUGAGCUCCUCGGCUGUUCUGACCGGGAUCGACAGUACUUGUGUGACCGGCAAUCUCUCUACAGCCUUGCUUUCCCCCUACCACCACUCCUCGUUGAUCCUGCCGGGCCAUCCGUCCAACUACCACGGCAUACAAGCACCCAUCCACGGUGCAUCAAGCCCUAGCCUGGUCACUGGUCUCGCUAUUCCAGUCAUUGCGAACGGCCGCAGAGAAUAA
Moesziomyces antarcticus is the source of this 216-nucleotide messenger RNA. RefSeq lists its product as uncharacterized. Bases 1 to 216 code for a protein of 71 amino acids. The record is from RefSeq and is a predicted model, not a curated record. The transcript is spliced from 3 exons. NCBI's taxonomy places the organism in Eukaryota, Fungi, Basidiomycota, Ustilaginomycetes, Ustilaginales, Ustilaginaceae.